GUGCCUGCAGGAGCCCCCUCAGUGUGCAGACCUAGGCUGGGCGCGGAGCUGCAGCACACCCACAGGCCCCGGGAUGCAGGCCCUAAUGCUACUCCUCUGGACUGGAGCCCUCCUUGGGCAUGGCAGCUGCCAGAACAACGCCGGCGGCCCAGAGGAGGGCUCCCCAGACCCUGACAUCACAGGGGCACCAGUGGAGGAGGAGGAUCCUUUCCUCAAGGUCCCUGUGAACAAGCUGGCAGCGGCCGUCUCCAACUUUGGCUAUGACCUGUACCGCGCGAAAUCCAGCAUGAGCCCCACCGCCAAUGUGCUCCUGUCCCCACUCAGCGUGGCCACAGCACUCUCUGCCCUUUCGCUGGGGGCGGAACAGCGGACAGAGUCCAGCAUUCACCUGGCUCUCUACUAUGACCUGAUCAAGAACCCAGACAUCCACGGCACCUACAAGGAACUCCUUGCGUCCGUCACUGCCCCCAAUAAGAACUUCAAGAGCGCUUCCCGAAUCAUCUUCGAGAAGAAGCUGCGCAUCAAAUCCAGCUUUGUUGCACCACUGGAGAAGUCAUAUGGGACCAGGCCCAAGAUCCUGACUGGCAACUCUCGCACGGAUCUUCAGGAGAUUAACAACUGGGUGCAGGCCCAGAUGAAAGGGAAAAUUGCUAGGUCCACAAGGGAAGUGCCCAGUGAAAUCAGCAUUCUCCUUCUCGGUGUGGCUUACUUCAAGGGGCAGUGGGUAACAAAGUUUGACUCCAGAAAGACUUCCCUCCAGGAUUUCCACUUGGAUGAGGAGAGGACCGUGACAGUCCCCACGAUGUCAGAUCCGAAGGCCAUUCUACGCUACGGCUUGGAUUCUGAUCUCAACUGUAAGAUCGCCCAGCUACCCCUGACCGGAAGCAUGAGCAUCGUCUUCUUCCUGCCUCAGAAAGUGACCCAGAACCUGACCAUGAUAGAAGAGAGCCUCACCUCCGAGUUCCUUCAUGACAUAGACCGAGAGCUGAAGACUGUGCAGGCAGUCCUGACCAUCCCCAAGCUGAAGCUGAGUUAUGAGGGUGAAGUCACUAAGUCCCUGCAGGAGAUAAAGCUGCAAUCCUUGUUUGAUUCACCAGACUUUAGCAAGAUCACAGGCAAACCUCUCAAGCUUACUCAAGUGGAACAUCGUGCUGGCUUUGAGUGGAAUGAGGAUGGGGCAACCAACCCCAGCCAAGGGCCCCAGCCUGCCCACCUCACCUUCCCCUUGGACUACCACCUUAACCAACCUUUCAUCUUUGUACUGAGGGACACGGACACAGGGGCCCUUCUCUUCAUAGGCAAAAUUCUGGACCCCAGGGGCACUUAAUGCUCUAGCUUAAUGUUCAAAUACCCUAGAUGAAGAAAACCCUAGAGGGAUGGCAGAUUAUAUAUUACGUGAAGGCUGCCCUAUAAUGUUUCAAUGUAUCCUUUUCAAUAAAAGUGCUUUAUCCUU
This is a messenger RNA of Equus caballus (horse), 1453 nucleotides long. RefSeq names its product serpin family F member 1 (gene SERPINF1). The record is from RefSeq and is marked validated. Lineage: Eukaryota; Metazoa; Chordata; Mammalia; Perissodactyla; Equidae. Gene Ontology annotation, molecular function: serine-type endopeptidase inhibitor activity. Gene Ontology annotation, biological process: negative regulation of endopeptidase activity; negative regulation of angiogenesis; positive regulation of neurogenesis.